CAUGGCGGAAAACAAAGGCGGCGGCGAGGCUGAGAGCGGCGGCGGGGGCAGCGGUAGCGCGCCGGUAACUGCCGGGGCCGCCGGGCCCGCGGCGCAGGAGGCGGAGCCGCCUCUCGCCGCGGUGCUGGUAGAGGAGGAGGAGGAGGAAGGCGGCAGGGCGGGCGCGGAGAGCGGCGCGGCCGGGCCCGACGACGGGGGGGUGUCCGCGGCCUCCUCCGGCUCGGCCCCGGCUGCCUCAGCCCCUGCGGCCUCAGUGGGCCCUGGAGUUCCCGGGGGGGCGGCAGCGACGCCGGGCCCAGCCCCAGCCUCGGCUCCCGUUCCGGGUCCGUCGGCGGGGCCGCCUCCUGGACCGCCAGCCUCGCUCCUGGACACCUGCGCCGUGUGUCAGCAGAGCUUGCAGAGCCGGCGUGAGGCGGAGCCCAAGCUGCUGCCCUGCCUUCACUCCUUCUGCCUGCGCUGCCUGCCCGAGCCGGAGCGCCAGCUCAGCGUGCCCAUCCCGGGGGGCAGCAACGGCGACAUCCAGCAAGUUGGUGUAAUACGGUGCCCAGUAUGCCGCCAAGAAUGCAGACAGAUAGACCUUGUGGAUAAUUAUUUUGUGAAAGAUACAUCUGAAGCUCCUAGCAGUUCUGAUGAGAAAUCAGAACAGGUAUGUACUAGUUGUGAAGACAAUGCAAGUGCAGUUGGCUUUUGUGUAGAAUGUGGAGAGUGGCUAUGUAAGACAUGUAUUGAAGCACAUCAAAGAGUAAAAUUCACUAAAGAUCACUUGAUCAGGAAGAAAGAAGAUGUCUCAGAAUCUGUUGGAGCAUCUGGUCAGCGCCCUGUUUUCUGCCCUGUACACAAACAAGAACAAUUGAAACUUUUCUGUGAAACAUGUGAUAGAUUGACAUGUAGAGACUGUCAGCUAUUGGAACACAAAGAACAUAGGUAUCAGUUUUUGGAAGAAGCUUUUCAAAACCAGAAAGGUGCAAUUGAGAAUCUAUUGGCUAAGCUUCUUGAGAAAAAGAAUUAUGUUCAUUUUGCUGCUACUCAGGUGCAGAAUAGGAUAAAAGAAGUAAAUGAGACUAACAAACGAGUAGAACAGGAAAUUAAAGUGGCCAUUUUCACCCUUAUCAAUGAAAUUAAUAAGAAAGGAAAAUCUCUCUUACAGCAGCUAGAGAAUGUUACAAAAGAAAGACAGAUGAAGUUACUACAGCAACAGAAUGACAUCACAGGCCUUUCCCGACAGGUGAAACAUGUUAUGAACUUUACAAACUGGGCAAUUGCGAGUGGCAGCAGCACAGCACUACUGUACAGCAAGCGACUGAUUACUUUUCAAUUGCGCCAUAUUUUGAAAGCACGGUGUGAUCCUGUGCCUGCUGCUAAUGGAGCAAUUCGUUUCCAUUGUGAUCCCACCUUCUGGGCAAAGAAUGUAGUCAAUUUAGGUAAUCUAGUAAUAGAGAGUAAGCCAGCUCCUGGUUAUACUCCUAAUGUUGUAGUUGGGCAAGUUCCUCCAGGGACAAACCACAUUAGUAAAACCCCUGGACAGAUUAACUUAGCACAGCUUCGACUCCAGCACAUGCAACAACAAGUAUAUGCACAGAAACAUCAACAGUUGCAGCAGAUGAGGAUGCAGCAACCACCUGCACCUGUAUCAACAACAACAACAACAACACAGCAGCACCCUAGACAAGCAGCCCCGCAGAUGUUACAGCAACAGCCUCCAAGAUUGAUCAGUGUGCAAACAAUGCAAAGAGGCAACAUGAACUGUGGAGCUUUCCAAGCCCAUCAGAUGAGAUUGGCUCAGAAUGCUGCCCGAAUACCAGGGAUACCCAGGCACAGCGGCCCUCAGUAUUCCAUGAUGCAGCCACACCUCCAAAGACAACACUCAAACCCAGGGCAUGCUGGACCCUUUCCUGUUGUGUCGGUGCACAAUACCACAAUUAAUCCAACCAGUCCUACUACAGCUACGAUGGCAAAUGCAAAUCGAGGCCCCACCAGUCCAUCUGUUACAGCAAUAGAGCUAAUUCCCUCAGUUACCAAUCCUGAAAACCUUCCGUCACUGCCAGAUAUUCCACCCAUACAGUUGGAAGAUGCUGGUUCAAGUAGUUUAGAUAAUCUACUAAGUAGAUACAUCUCAGGCAGUCACCUACCCCCACAGCCUACAAGCACCAUGAAUCCCUCCCCAGGACCCUCUGCCCUGUCUCCAGGAUCAUCAGGUUUAUCCAAUUCUCACACACCUGUGAGACCUCCUAGUACCUCUAGUACUGGCAGCCGAGGCAGCUGUGGGUCAUCAGGAAGAACUGCUGAGAAGACAAGUCUUAGUUUCAAGUCUGAUCAAGUUAAGGUCAAGCAAGAACCUGGAACUGAAGAUGAAAUAUGUAGCUUUUCAGGAGCUGUGAAACAAGAAAAGACAGAAGAUGGCAGGAGAAGUGCCUGCAUGUUGAGCAGUCCUGAGAGUAGCUUGACACCACCUCUCUCAACCAACCUGCACCUAGAGAGUGAGUUGGAUGCAUUAGCAAGCCUGGAAAACCAUGUGAAAACUGAACCUGCAGAUACAAAUGAAAGCUGCAAACAGUCAGGGCUCAGCAGCCUUGUUAAUGGAAAGUCCCCGAUUCGAAGCCUUGUACACAGGUCGUCAAGGAUUGGAGGAGAUGGCAGUAGCAAAGAUGAUGACCCAAAUGAAGACUGGUGUGCUGUCUGCCAAAAUGGAGGGGAUCUCUUGUGCUGUGAAAAAUGUCCAAAGGUCUUUCAUCUAACUUGUCAUGUUCCAACACUUCUUAGCUUUCCAAGUGGGGAUUGGAUAUGCACAUUUUGCAGAGAUAUUGGGAAACCAGAAGUUGAAUACGAUUGUGAUAAUUUGCAACAUAGUAAGAAGGGGAAAACUGCACAAGGGUUAAGCCCCGUGGACCAAAGGAAAUGUGAACGUCUUCUGCUUUACCUCUAUUGCCAUGAAUUAAGUAUUGAAUUCCAGGAGCCAGUUCCUGCUUCGAUACCAAACUACUAUAAAAUUAUAAAGAAACCAAUGGACUUAUCCACCGUGAAAAAGAAGCUUCAGAAAAAACAUUCCCAACACUACCAAAUCCCAGAUGACUUUGUGGCUGAUGUCCGUUUGAUCUUCAAGAACUGUGAAAGGUUUAAUGAAAUGAUGAAAGUUGUUCAAGUUUAUGCAGAAACACAAGAGAUUAAUUUGAAGGCUGAUUCAGAAGUAGCUCAGGCAGGGAAAGCAGUUGCAUUGUACUUUGAAGAUAAACUCACAGAGAUCUACUCAGACAGGACCUUCGCACCUUUGCCAGAGUUUGAGCAGGAAGAGGAUGAUGGUGAGGUAACUGAGGACUCUGACGAAGACUUUAUACAGCCCCGCAGAAAACGCCUAAAGUCAGAUGAGAGACCAGUACAUAUAAAGUAAAAUGACAUGAACUUAAAUAAUUGUUUUAAAAAGAGAAAGAGAGAGAAAAGAAAACUUUUUAUUUAAGUGUUGCUGGAAUAUCCUGCCUGCAAUGGGCACCUCCUUGACGAAGCUGAUAGCUUUUACACAGUAUUAGAUUGAAGUAAUGGACAGAAGUCACUUCUUGCGAAGAAAGGGGGAGAGAACUCUAUUUGCAACUUUAAAAGUAAAAAACGAAAAGUAAAAGUGAAAUGAUUUGAAGAUUUCUGUUACUAAAAAGGAUGGUUCUUUAGAAUGGCAGAUGUUGGUGAUCAUGUGGUAUUGAUUGCUGCAGGAUGCUGGUGUACAAGUAAAUACUUGAAGGUCAUGUCGUUUGAUAAAUUGUCUCUUGGACAAGAGUGCACAGCUAUUAAAAACGACUUCCAUGCCUCCCCUUCCACACACAUACAUACCAGUUUUUUUUCUAGGUAAAAUCAAAGUUGCUCAGAUUCCGCUUUGAUGUCAAUGCAGAUGUGCAUUGAAUCAUGCCAUUAUAUUUUUUCUCCCUUUGAUGCUGUUGGACCUUAGUUUUUAUAUUGGUUUAAAGAACUCAACAGUAGUUUUAUUUUCUAUUUAUACCUGGAGUCUAGGAAACAUCAUUGAUCAUCAUUUAAUCAAUUUUAAUGGUCUGCUGAAAUAAAUAUGGUAACUUUUCAGUGGCAGAUCAUAUAGUAGUCAUUUCCAGAGAAACACUUCCAUGGAAUCGCACUUCCCAGUCAGAUCAUUUAAUCAUAAAGUUACUCCCAUCAAAGGCAGAAUGUUUGUUUCAAAAUUAAUCUAGUUUUCUGUACAUUUAAAUUUGAUUGAGAAGGUGACCACUGGCUCUUAUCCAGUCUUCCUUCAUAUCAGUUUUCUGAUAGACCACUAUUGGCAAACAAUAAUCUGUCAACUACCAAAUGUGUAAAAUUUUCUGUAUUUCACUUUGUCUUAUUUGUAAAUAGUGAACUAAAACUUCUGGCAGAUCAGCAACAUUUGCUGAGCCUGUUUUUUAAGCUAAUGUGUAUUCUUACUAAUGUUCCUAUCAAGAAUGGAUUUGUAAUAUAUGCUGUCUAUUUCUAAUGUUCACAUUCAUAUUUUGAGGUUCUAUCUUAUUUUAAUAGAGAACAGACUUCUCAGAAAAUCUUCAGAAGCAGCUUAUUAUUAAAUAUCAAAACUAUUAAAAUAAACCCGGUGGGGUUAGAUUACUCAUCUGUCCACCAAGUGGGACAUUUGCAUGGACUGGGGGCUUAACGGACUUAGAAGAGGCCUGUAAGUAAAUCCUGAAAAUGAGCCAAUCCCCACUUGAAUGGUUACUGGAGUAAACCCACCUUUACUACCCUGAGUUCAGCCCCUGAGACAGGUAAACCACCUUGGCUUGGUUUCAUUUUUCUUCUCUUCAUUUGUGAUGCUCAGAUCCAAGAUGUGUGUUCUAGACUGUGUACAGGCUUCUCUUUUGUUGGAUUAAAAAAAAUUUAGUCCUACUUUUGUAUGGACACCUUAAAAUAUAAAGUGACCAAAAUAGAAGACUUGCCAUUAGAUAUUUUUCAGACGUCAGCAGAUUUGUGGCAAAUCGUUUGCCUUUUUAAAACUUCAGCUUCUGCAGUUCGGACAGUAGACUACUCAGUAAAAAUUAUUUGACAUAAUUGUCUAAGGUAAAUAUUUUUUAGUGCAUAUUGAAUCAAAUAAAGUGCUCUAAAGAAAUUAUUAUACAAA
Messenger RNA from Canis lupus familiaris (dog), 5095 nucleotides. It is a transcript of the gene TRIM33, whose product is annotated as tripartite motif containing 33. The transcript is spliced from 20 exons. The coding region runs from base 2 to 3385 and encodes 1127 amino acids. Gene Ontology annotation, molecular function: zinc ion binding; protein binding. The record is from RefSeq and is a predicted model, not a curated record. Lineage: Eukaryota; Metazoa; Chordata; Mammalia; Carnivora; Canidae.